Messenger RNA from Aureobasidium pullulans EXF-150, 3159 nucleotides. RefSeq lists its product as uncharacterized. Lineage: Eukaryota; Fungi; Ascomycota; Dothideomycetes; Dothideales; Saccotheciaceae. The transcript is spliced from 3 exons. The record is from RefSeq and is a predicted model, not a curated record. Gene Ontology annotation, molecular function: metal ion binding. Bases 1 to 3159 code for a protein of 1052 amino acids.
AUGCCGGCAGCAAAGACUCAGACCCAUUUCAAGCCCAUCCAAAAGUUCAAACUCGACUAUGCUCCCAUCGACAUUGCCCAAUAUGAAUCAGAACGUACUGGAAUGCGUGUUGUCAUUGUCGAUCAAAAGGGUCCAAAGGUUUACGGUUACUUCACCUUAGCCACAGAAAUCCAUGAUGAUUCGGGUUCGCCGCAUACCCUUGAGCAUCUGUGUUUCAUGGGUUCGAAGAACUACCGUUACAAGGGUGUCCUGGAUAAACUCGCCACUCGUGCGUACUCCAACACUAAUGCUUGGACCGCCACUGAUCACACCGCCUACACUUUGGAGACUGCUGGUUGGGAAGGCUUCGCUCAGAUCCUUCCCGUCUAUCUCGAGCACGUGCUUGUUCCUACUCUUACCGACGCUGGAUGUUACACUGAAGUCUUCCACGUAGACGGUACUGGUCACGACGCCGGUGUUGUGUACUCUGAGAUGCAGGGCGUUCAGAACCAACAGGGCGAACUCAUGGAGUUGCAGGCCAGACGAUUGAUGUAUCCCGAAGGCGAUGGCUUCAGAUACGAGACUGGUGGUAUGAUGGAACAGCUCCGUGUUCUCACGGCUGACCGCAUUCGGGAGUUCCACCGCGAGAUGUAUCAGCCCAAGAAUCUGUGUCUCGUACUCAUUGGUGAGAUCGACCAACCCGAGCUCCUACAGAUCUUGGACGACUUCGAAGGCACAAUCAUGGAGGACAUCCCAUCGCCGGAAGCUCCCUUCCAGCGUCCCUGGGUCGAGUCGAAGCGCACACCUCCGCUUAAGAAGACUAUUGUAGACACUGUCAAAUUCCCUGAGGACGAUGAGUCGAUGGGUGAGGUCCUUGUGGGCUUCCUCGGCCCCGACUGCAAUGAUCACUUGCAGGCUUCAGCACUAGGCAUCAUGCUCAUCUACCUUUGUGGUUCCUCGGUCAGUGUUCUGGAGAACACUUUGGUUGAAAAGGAACAACUUUGCAGCAUGAUCUACUACUCCACUGACGUUCGACCUGAUAUCGCUUUCUGGUUCAACCUUAGUGCUGUUGAGACCGAGAAACUUGCCGAUGCCGAGAAGCGUCUUUUCGAGGUCCUCAAGGAGACUGCUUCCAAGAACCUCGACAUGGGCUACAUGAAAGACUGCCUCAGCCGUUACCGCAGACAAUUGAAGUUCAAAUGCGAGAGCACAGGAGAUUUCUUUGCAACUCCCAUCAUUGAGGACCACUUGUUUGGCAACAGAGAUGGUAAGGAUCUCCGUGAGCUUGAGACCCUGAAGGAUCUGGAUAUUCUCGAAGGAUGGUCAGACCAGCAAUGGAGAGACUAUCUCUCCAUGUGGUUCGCCGACGCACAUCACGUUUCCAUCCUUGGCGUUCCAUCCAAGGAAUUGUCCAAGAAGCUCAAGGUUGAUGAGAAGGCUAGAGUCAAGGCUCAGAAGGAAAGGCUCGGCGAGAAGGGUCUCAAGGAAUUGGCCGAGAAGUUGGACCAAGCUAAGGCUGAGAACGACAAGCCCAUUCCUGAUGAGGUCCUCUCGCAGUUCCCAGUACCCGGCACAUCUUCCAUUCACUUCAUUCCGACAACUACAGCCAGAGCAGGUAGAGCCAGACAGAUGGGUAAACUCGACAACGACAUUCAGCAGAUUGUCGACAAGGACGAUUCAGACAUUCCGCUGUUUAUCCACUUCGAGCAUAUCCCUUCCAACUUUGUUCGCACCAAGCUGAUCAUGUGCACUGGCUCGCUGCCUACUGAGCUCAAGCCUCUGCUCGCCGUUUACUUGUCGAACUUCUUCAUGACUCCAAUCGAACGCGAUGGAAAGAGAAUCGAAUUUGAGGACGUUGUCACUGAGCUGGAGAAGGAUACUGUUGACUACGACAUCACAUCAGGACCUGGCAAUGGCGAGCUUCUGCAGAUCACAUUCCAAGUCGAAGCUGAGAAGUACUCUGCCAUGAUUGACUGGCUUCGUACUACCCUCUUCAGUUCCAUCUUGGACAAGGAGAGACUGCAGACCGCUAUUACCAAGAUGCUCGCCGACAUUCCUGAUGAGAAGCGUAGUGGUAUGGACAUGGCUACUGCAGUGGAUUCAAUGAUCCACCUUACCAGAGACUCAAGCAGCCGCUCCAGAAACACUCUUGUCAAGUCCGUUUAUCUCAAGCGUCUGAAGAAGCAUUUGGCAAAGGACCCUGAGUCUGUCAUUUCUCGCCUGCAGACUUGCAUCGACACACUCCACAAGCCUUCAAACUUCAGAGUCUACGUCGCAGCAAACAUGCACAACCUUUCCAACCCCGUUUCAUCUUGGAAGGCUCUGCUCGCCAACCACGAUGACAACACUCCUCUUCAACCUCUUGACUCUCGCCGCUCCAAGCUCAGCGAGAUUUCCAAGAAACCUGGUAACACUGCUUACAUCAUUCCUCUGUCCACCAUCGAUUCUUCGUAUGCUCUCUUGACUUCUCGUGGUCCUGACAGCUGGUCUCAUCCUGACCUGCCCGCCUUGAUGGUCGCUCAGUCAUACCUCGAUGCCGUCGAGGGACCUCUAUGGGCUGCAGUCCGCGGUACCGGUCUCGCCUACGGUACCGGCUUCUCUCGCUCCACCGACGUCGGCCUCAUGACCCUCCGUAUCUACCGCUCCCCCGAUACCUUCAAGGCCUUCCUCGCCGCCAAGACCGAAGUCAGCAACUACGCCACCGGCGCCACUCCCUUUGACAAGUUCGCCCUGGAAGGUGCUGUUUCUUCCAUCAUCAUGGGCUUCGCAGACGAACAACCUACUAUGGGCAGUGCUGCCAAUUUGUCCUUCGUCAACCAAGUCAUCAGAGGCAUUCCCAAGAACUGGAAUGACGGUAUGCUUGAGAAGGUUAGAAAGGUUACAGAGGAUGAGAUCAAGGAUGUUCUGAAGAGAAUCAUCAUGCCCAUUUUCAACCCCAAGUCUACUAAUUUGGUCGUUUCUUGCGCUACUAUCAUGGAAGAGAAUCUUGUCAAGAACUUCACCGAUGCUGGAUUCAAGCCUGAAGUCAAGUCCCUGUCUGACUUUGAAGACGACUACGGUUUAGAGAACAUUGACGGCGAAGAUGAGGAUGACGAGGACGAUGACGAGGAAGACGGCAGUGAAGAUGGCGGCGAAGAUGGCAGCGAAGGAGGAAGUUCGUCGGGUCGGGGUGAAGAGUAG